Symsagittifera roscoffensis is the source of this 1949-nucleotide messenger RNA. Its product is annotated as sphingosine kinase 1-like. Gene Ontology annotation, biological process: sphingosine biosynthetic process; phosphorylation. Bases 485 to 1819 code for a protein of 444 amino acids. Gene Ontology annotation, cellular component: cytoplasm; intracellular membrane-bounded organelle; membrane. Lineage: Eukaryota; Metazoa; Xenacoelomorpha; Acoela; Convolutidae. The transcript is spliced from 3 exons. The record is from RefSeq and is a predicted model, not a curated record.
AACUAGCGCAGCAAAAAUCUAAUUAAAGAAAAAACAGCACCGAAAACGGAAAAACAAAAUUCUUAACUUGCACUCUUUAGUUUUUUAUUUAAGUUAACAAUUAGCAGAAACUUCUGGGAAAUAUCUGAGAAACUAUUAGGCGAAGGAUAUUGAACUAGGUAAAUACUACAUAUUUCAAUUUUGAUGAGUACGGAAAAAACUCAUUCGAAGAGAAAUAUUCAAGUUUAAUCACGGCGAUUUUGCAUGAUUUAUUAAUAGCAAAACCUAAUGCUGAGCUAGAGCACUCUGAAAAACUUUGAAUUCACAUUUCGUUUGACUUCCUUUUCAAGACAGCAAAUCAGCAGGCCUUAUUUUAUCGACCACUUCUCACCAGUACAUCAAUAUCCUCUAUAGCUAACGUUGGCACAAUUCACUCAAACUUUACACCGAAAACCAUCUCGGAUCUUCAUUAAGUUUUAAAGGCAGUGAUCGGAGAUACACAAAAAUGGACAAUUCUGAAACACAUGUAGCUAUUGAAGAGAGAUCUUUAGCUCACUAUCUUACAACAAAGACAUAUUACGAAGCUAAAACUGGUACAAAAAACAUCCCGACAAUUCAAACUGAUUCUUUGAAACCAUCCAAUAUCAUUGGAUCUCGAAUCAACGAAAACGGAAAAGACCUAAUCAUUUUCUCCUAUCCACUAUGUGGCCGGAAAAACUAUAGAAAACGGCAUGAAACACUUCUUACAUUUUACGAAGUUUCGGAAGCUCAAAAUACCAAAAGCAUCAUUUCGAAUAUCAUCGGUUUUCAAAUGCGCAAAGUUCUGAUUGUGCUUAACCCUUAUGGCGGUGCAAAGAAGGCUUUACAAUACCUUGAUAAUGUGGUCAAGCCGAUGUUCAGCGAAGCCGAAAUCAGCUUUGAUGUCUUACAUACUAGAUAUACAAGCCACGCAAUUGAGAUCGGUCGAGAUUUUGAUAAAACGAAAUAUACCGAUCUAUGCUGUUUGUCGGGAGAUGGUACUAUGCAUGAGAUAAUCAAUGGUAUUAGUCAGCAAAGUGAUGGUACUAAAAUUGAAGAUAUAUGCAUUGGGAUUCUCAACGGCGGAACUGCCAAUUGCCUCGUUGCCGCGCUUUUAGAGCGUCGCGGAGAGCGCGGAUGCAGCUUCAAAAAAGUAAUUUGGAACGCAACUUUCGCUUUCAUCAGAGGUGCUCCUAAAUUGGUUGACCUUCUGCGGGUUAAUUAUUUGGACAAAAACCUGUAUUUAUGUCAAUCACUAUCUUGGGGCCUUAUUUGUGACGUCGAGUUUGAGAGUGAGUGGCUUCGCACGUUUGGAAGCUCUCGCUAUUCUGUUUAUGCUAUCAAACAUAUUAUUUUGAACAAGGGUCAUAAAGGAAGCAUUCACUACAUUCCUGAAGAUAUCAGCAAUACAUCAGAAGCCUUUCAGAAAUAUUUGGAGAGAAGUCCGAAGGAACAAGCAUACCAUCAAAAAGAGUCCUCAGAGUGGAAAAAAUUCCCUGGAAACAAAUUCUCAUUCGUGGCCUUGAUGGUCAACGGCUUCUGGUCUUUAGACAAUGUCGCUAACCCUUUCUCGCAUUUGGACGACGGAAACGCCUACCUGAUGCUGGUCCCUAAACCAGUUACCAGGUUAACUCUUCUAAGAUUCUUUCUUCAACUCGAAAGUGGAAAGCAUGUGUACUUCUCUCAGAUCGAGUACGUCUGUGUGAAGAGAGUCAAGUUUCAAUUCCAAAACGAACGAGCGUGUAACUUGGACGGAGAAAUGUCAACAAGUGCUAUUAUGGAGGGAGAAAUCAAACCGCAAGCAGUCAAAAUGAUAUAUUAAAAUUCUUAGACGUAAAAAAGCUAUACGGCCAACAAAUUGUGUUUAACAAAAACCAAAACUCUAUCCAGCUGAUAUAAAGCCUUCACUAUACCUUUAUAUUUCCUUGCCUUGAAAUAAAUUUUGUGUCUUC